AGCGUUUCUGGAUCUGGCGCCUUUGGCCUCUGCCGCGCGACCGCGGGCGGGGGCGCAGCAGGCGGCCGCGCGCGCGCGCGCCCGGUGGGGGCCGCCUCGCCGGCGGCGGGCGCCUUCCUCCCCCGCCCCACUUAAGGGCCAGACGAAAGGGGGGGUUACGAAAUCUGCUGCAUGCAGCCGGUUUCACCCGGGGCACAUGGCGCACGUGCAGGGGCGGGCCCUGCGGCUCCGGCUCCGAGCAGGCUGGUGCUCCUCGCCGAGAGGGCGGCAAGCUGGCCCGCGAGGUCGGGACGUGACAGCCCCGCGCGCUGCCCGCUGCCGCCCUGGCGGCCAGCGCUCCGUGCUCGACCCGGGGUUGUCCAUACAGUCGGGCCGCUGAAGAAGGAACGCUUUUCCUUGGGGAGGGGCUCAGGCUUCCUUCAUUGUUUUACCGUUAGUCUCAGAUAUUCCUUUGGUUUUCUGCGGAGGAAUCGGUUCCCCGGGCGGUGGAUAUGCAGAAGUCCCCGCUUCGCAGGCGAUGUGUCCCCCCUUUGUUCAACGUCUGCCUCCGCACGCUCGGGCCCCGCAGCACCGCCACGGGCGCGGGGCCUUCGCCUGGGACCCUGCACAGCGUCGCGUGGCCACGGCGCUGGCGACCUCGCUCUGGACGACCCCCUCUGGGGCUCCAGCUGGCGGCAGUGUCGACCCGCGCGCACGGGCCAUGCAGCAUCGCCUGCGACCCCGGGUGCAGCGCCACGAGGCCACAGCCCCGGCGAUGCCGCCCAGCUGGCGCACAUGCUCGCUGUGAGAAGUCCGGCUGUAGAGAUUAUCGUUUGUGGUCUUGAAGGUGCUCUCUUUCCUCCUACGGCCUUCCCUCUCGUCUCCGACAUUCUCGAGGCGCGCCACCGGCAGAUGCGGUCGCCGUCGGCGGCCGCUGCCGAAAACGCUGGUGUGAUUGCCCGAGGCCUGCGCAAGAAACAAAAAAGACAUCUGAGGCAGCUCCCAAAGAGAGGGCAGUGACGCAUGCCGUGUCUUUCUCUACUUGCUCCUCAGGUUCUCAAGGGAGCUGGGCCACCCCGUGGCUCACAGCUUCAUGCGCUUGCCCUCUACACCGCUUGUAUCAGAAGCAGCAGUGGUCAGGGUUGCAGAAUGCCAGGAUUGCAGCAUAGAUCCCUUACUUGUCCACUCUCUUGCUUUGCCCUCCC
Molecule: messenger RNA, 1184 nt
Organism: Prorocentrum cordatum
Lineage: Eukaryota; Dinophyceae; Prorocentrales; Prorocentraceae
Source: the annotation of a GenBank genome assembly